Molecule: messenger RNA, 831 nt
Organism: Coniosporium apollinis CBS 100218
Lineage: Eukaryota; Fungi; Ascomycota; Dothideomycetes
Product: dephospho-CoA kinase
Exons: 1
Coding region: 1-831 (276 amino acids)
Biological process (GO): coenzyme A biosynthetic process
Molecular function (GO): dephospho-CoA kinase activity; ATP binding
Source: RefSeq, a predicted model, not a curated record
AUGCUCCUCCUAGGUCUCACCGGCAGCAUCGCAACCGGCAAAUCCACCGUCUCCGCCCUCCUCCGCUCGCCCCCCUACAACCUCCCCAUCAUCGAUGCCGACGUUCUCGCGCGCAAGGUCGUCGAGCCUGGCACCCCUGGCUACAAAGCUAUCGUGUCCUACUUUGGUCCCAGCACGCCUGACCUGCUCCUUCCGCCCUCCGACCCCGCCUCUGGAGGCGAGAAUGGGCCAAAUGGGAAGGGCAGACCGCUGAACCGUCCGGCGCUGGGGAAGAGGGUGUUCGGGGGCGGUGAGGACAGGACGAGGGACCGCAAGGUGCUCAAUGGCAUUGUGCAUCCUGCGGUGCGGAGGGAGAUGUACAAGGCCAUGCUUUGGUACUACUUGACCGGGCACUGGUGCGUGGUGCUGGACAUCCCCUUACUCUUUGAGAGCGGGUGGGAGAAGUUCUGUGGCAGCAUCAUUGUGGUGGCCGUCCGAGAUCCGGCGGUUCAGAUGAAGAGGCUCAGGGAACGGGAUCCGCAUUUGAGUGCGGAGGACGCGGAGAAUCGGGUUAUGUCUCAGGGGGACGUGAGGGAGAAGGCGGAGAGAGUGCUAAGGAGAGGGGAGGGUGCGGGUGUAGUGGUGUGGAAUGAUCAGGACAAAGAGCAUCUGAAGAGGGAAGUUGAUCGGGUUAUGAAGGAGAUCAGGCGGAGAAGCCCAAAUUGGUGGUCCUGGUUGCUACUCUUCUGUCCGCCGCUUGCAGCUGUUGUAGGCGGAUGGAGCUUCUGGCGAAUGGGUAAGGUGCAGCGGCAGUGGGAAGAGGGGAAGAAGCGGGAAAAGGCGAAGCUCUGA